GAGACGCACCCUAGAGAGGAUCGUUAAUCAGCGCCUCCCGCAUCGCCCAUAUCACCUCCUCCACUGCGCCCUUCCUCUCGUCUCAAAGCCCCGGGGUGGAAAGUGAGGCUGCUACUGCUGCCGCUACUGCCUCUGCUGCGGACGGAGACGAAGAACGAAGAUGGGAGACGGCGGAAACCGUGUCUUCAAGAAAACGAGCUCCAAUGGCAAGAUCACGCUUUACCUGGGCAAGCGCGACUACGUCGACCACGUUGAUCACGUGGACCCUAUAGAUGGAAUGGUCAUUCUUGAUCCUGAGUAUCUUAAGGAACGCAAAGCGUACGUGCAGAUAACGUGCGCGUUCCGCUACGGACGCGACGACCUGGACGUGCUGGACAUGACGUUCCGCAAGGACAUCUACGUGAGCACCUUGCAGGUGUUCCCGCCACUGCCCGAGGACAAGAAGCCGCUCACUCACCUGCAAGAGCAACUCAUGAAGAAGACCGGAGGCAACAGCUACCCCUUCGUCUUCGAGCUUCCACAAAACCUGCCGUGCUCCAUCACUCUGCAGCCGGGACCGGAUGACGCUGGCAAGCAGGCCUGCGGCGUGGACUUCGAGGUGAAGGCGUUUUGUGCCGAGAACCUGGAGGAAAAGAUUCACAAAAGGAACUCCGUGCGACUGCUGAUCCGGAAGGUGCAGUUCGCUCCCGAGCGCUCCGUGACUCCGCCCAAGGCGGAGACGACGCGCCAGUUCCUCAUGUCGGACAAGCCGCUCCAGCUGGAGGCCUCCCUCGACAAGGAGCUCUACUACCACGGCGAGGCCAUCCAGGUGACGGUAAACAUCAACAACAGCUCGAGCAAGCACGUGAAGAAGAUGCGGCUCUCGGUGGAGCAGAUCACAGACGUCGUCCUCUACUCCCAGGACAAGUACAUAAAGAGCGUCUGCGUGGAGGAGCCCACGGACACUGUGGGGCCGGCUAGCACCUACUCCAAGGUGUACAGCAUCGUGCCCAUGAUGGACGUGAACGUUCGCGAGAAGAGAGGAGUGGCGCUCGAUGGGAAACUCAAAUACGAGGACACCCACCUCGCCUCCACCACAAUGUUGGUGGAGGGCAUGGACAAGGAGGUGCUGGGCAUGAUCGUGAGCUACCAGAUCCGAGUGAAGAUCACCGUGGGUCGAGGAGGAAUUUUGGGAGACCUGGCUGCCAGUGAGGUGUUUGUCGACCUGCCCUUCACACUAAUGCAUCCGAAGCCAGUGGAAGGCAUAAAAGAAGGCGACAUCAUCAUCGAGGAGUUUGCUCGCAACACCUGUGACGGCAAGAAAGAGGUGGAGGAUGAGGCGGCCGAGGCCGAGGGGUGACGUCACACCCCCCCCCCCCGUCACGUGACACCCCCUCCACGUGCUUCGUCAGGAGGGGGAUGGGUUGCCCGUGUGUCGUCACAAUCAAGCCAGCCGUCGAUCAUCAUUAUACCUGGAGAAUAGUCGGCGUAAAGCAAUCACGUGUAGUAUUAUUAUUAUUGUUGUUGCCAUUAAUUAGGAAGCUAUUAAUGAUCAGAUUGUAUUAUUAUUAUUAUUAAUCCGCUGGUGUACUUGGGAAGCAAAGCUGUGUGUGCAAGAGGGCGAUGUUGCUGCUGCUGCUGCUGUUGUGUCUGUGUGUGAUGUCGCCAUUGAGUAGCUAGCAGGUUAAGCUGUCAGCAUUGGGGGUGUUAUUGGUCAAUAUCACGAAUACACUGUAUGGAGAACCCGGAGGAAAACCCAUGCAGCAGUACAGGCGGGAGGUAGUGGGAGGGAACGUACAGACUCCACACAUGGUGGGCGUCAGUCGGGAGUUGAACCCAGGCCCUUCUGGCUGUGAGGCGUGAGUGCGAUGAGCACUGGGGUCACCUCGCUGCCCCGUUUCAAUUUUUGAUUGAUUCAGCAUCCACCGAUUCGCCCUUCUAUGGCCUCCUGCUACCAUGGUUGCCGCUGCCGUCAGCUGCUUCACGCAUCGAGAUGCACGCCCAUGUUGAGGUGUGGGGCUGUACCAGGCGGUUGGCCUCGCCUCUGCCGUGUUCGUCCACCAAUCCUGCAGGUCGCAGCUGGUCACUCACCUCGCAGACUCACUCACUCACUCAUCCAUUCACUCACACACACGCGGACUCUCACUCAUCCACUCACACACACACGGACUCUCACUCAUCCAC
Molecule: messenger RNA, 2163 nt
Organism: Petromyzon marinus (sea lamprey)
Lineage: Eukaryota; Metazoa; Chordata; Hyperoartia; Petromyzontiformes; Petromyzontidae
Source: RefSeq, a predicted model, not a curated record